AUGUUGUCUCUUAUCCUGACCGUUUUUUUCGUCCAUGUUGCGAUCUACCUGGUCAACACCAUCGGCGCAACUACGAUUGACAGUUUGCUAUGGAUCCUCUACCUGAAACUCCCUACGUCGAUGUCGAAAAAUGCCCGUGAGCAAACCCGACUGAAGCGCGAGGCUCUCGAGUUGAAGCGGGACAUGAACAACACGAGCUCUCAAGAUGAGUUUGCGAAAUGGGCCAAGUUGAGGAGACGACACGAUAAAGCUAUGGAGCAAUAUGAGGCCAUGAAUAAGACCAUCAGUGCACAGAAGACCACCUUCGAAUACAGCGUCAAAACCGCCCGAUGGCUCAGCACGAACGGCCUCAAGAUUUUCCUUCAAUUCUACUACUCGAAAACCCCCGUCUUUGCCCUACCAGAAGGCUGGCUCCCAUACUACGUGUUGUGGAUUUUGUCCUUCCCUCGGGCACCUCUGGGAAGUGUGAGCAUUCAGGUCUGGAGCAGCGUGUGUGCGACUGCCAUUGCGGUCCUGGCUGAGAUUCUUACAUCGAUUGUGGUCCAGCUUGCAGGUCGGAUAGCACGCCCUGCCCCGGCUGCCAAAAAGACUCAAUGA
This is a messenger RNA of Aspergillus wentii DTO 134E9, 597 nucleotides long. RefSeq names its product guided entry of tail-anchored proteins factor 1. Gene Ontology annotation, biological process: tail-anchored membrane protein insertion into ER membrane. Gene Ontology annotation, cellular component: GET complex. The record is from RefSeq and is a predicted model, not a curated record. NCBI's taxonomy places the organism in Eukaryota, Fungi, Ascomycota, Eurotiomycetes, Eurotiales, Aspergillaceae. The transcript has 3 exons. Bases 1 to 597 code for a protein of 198 amino acids.